Gasterosteus aculeatus aculeatus (three-spined stickleback) is the source of this 9064-nucleotide messenger RNA. Its product is annotated as calmodulin-binding transcription activator 1. The record is from RefSeq and is a predicted model, not a curated record. Lineage: Eukaryota; Metazoa; Chordata; Actinopteri; Perciformes; Gasterosteidae. Gene Ontology annotation, biological process: regulation of transcription by RNA polymerase II. Gene Ontology annotation, molecular function: double-stranded DNA binding; transcription coregulator activity; protein binding. Gene Ontology annotation, cellular component: nucleus.
UCCACCACUAGGUCGAGUCUAAGAGGAGGAGGAGGUGGAAGAGGAGGAGGAGGAGGGAUGAGGCGCGCGGUGGAGGGGAAAUGGCUGCCGAAAACAAGCCGGAAGGAUUGAAGAAGAUAAGAAAUCCAGAGCGAAUGGUCCGGAUUGCUGUUGGUUACACAGGACACACCCCUCCCAAGAGUGACGACACUGACGCCAACAAUGAGCCAGGCCAGUUGAAGAUCUACCUUCCUAAGAAGCUGCUAGAGUGUCUGCCCAAAUGUUCCUCUCUGCCCAAGGAGCGCCAUCGCUGGAACACCAACGAGGAGAUUGCUGCAUAUCUCAUCACUUUUGAGAAACAUGAUGAGUGGCUGACGACAUCGCCAAAAACCAGGCCUCAAAAUGGCUCUAUGAUCCUCUACAAUCGUAAGAAGGUGAAGUACAGGAAGGAUGGCUACUGCUGGAAAAAAAGGAAAGACGGGAAGACCACCAGAGAGGAUCACAUGAAACUCAAAGUCCAGGGAGUAGAGUGUCUGUAUGGCUGCUACGUCCACUCCUCCAUCAUCCCCACCUUCCAUCGUAGAUGCUAUUGGCUGCUGCAGAAUCCAGACAUUGUGCUUGUGCACUACUUGAAUGUACCGGCAGUGGACGAUAGCGGGAAGCCAUGUGGUCCUGUCCUCUGCUCCAUCAAUACAGACAGGAAGGAGUGGGCCAAGUGGAGCAAGGAAGAGCUCAUUGGACAACUCAAACCCAUGUGUGCUGGAAGCAGCCUGCAUCAAAAAUGUUCCAGUGUCAAGCAGCGCAUCAUCUCAUCCAAGCAGGAGUCAGGAACAGCAGCGGGAGGUGGAGGUGCAGCAGGUACGGGUGUUGCGGCAGGCCAGAGAGCUGAGGAAGCAGAUGGCACAGAGGUUCAGAACAGCGAUGUGUCAGAGGGCCAGACAGAGCCCAGUCCUGGAGGGGGCAGGAGUAGAGCGGGUGGAGGAGAGAGGAGGAAUGGCAGGAUAAACAACAAACCAUCCCUACUCCCACAGAGCAGCAUGGAAGUGUCCUCAUCUACCUCCACCAACCAGGUGGAGGUCCCUGACACCACCCAGAGCUCCCCAUUGUCAAUCACCAGCGACAUGGCUGAUAGUCCCGCUCUGGCUGUUGGGGCAGGCUUGACACAGAGCACAGCUGUGUUCAUGUCUGAGGUCACCACGCUGACUGGUGAUUCGGUGUACUCUGCAGGCCACACCCACUUGCUGGCAUCCACCCAUGAAAGCCCCACCGCUAGCAUCCUUUUGGCCGUCGCCCCUGAAAACCAGAGGUUUGCUUCGUUUCCGGGUGGUGUGGGCUUAGGGGAGGCCGGAGAGUUGGUUCUGUCUAGCUCUUUAGACUCUGGUGGAGGAGUCAGCAUUCCUGAGACCACCAUGAACUUUGAUCCUGAUUGCUUCCUCAACAAUCCCAAGCAGGGCCAGACGUAUGGAGGAGGUGGAGGGAAGGCUGAGGGAUGUAACGCCGAUCAUGGAGGACUCCACGGCUCCUCCAACGGCUUCAUUUACAACCCAGCCCUUGUUAACAACAUUAAGACGGAACCUACACCCUUGGAGCCUCCGCUGGCCGCUCAGAGCAGCUAUGUAGGGGAAGGGACGGGCCUCAGUCCCAGCACCACCCUGGAGCAGAUGGACUUCAGUGCUGUGAUGUCAUCGUCCUGUGUCCCAAAUCUGAGCCAGCCUGCACACCACCCCUCCCCCAGCCUCUUCCUCCAGGCCUCCCCCCAGGCAAACCAGCCCUCAAAGAUGCAGACCAAUGGUACUGAGGCCACACAGGAACCAGGCAAGGCCCAAGCUUUUAUCGGCCUGCCCACGGUACAAACAGACAUACCAGUCACCAAUGGAGACCCGCAUACAAACCUCCACCAAGCCAGCCCAAACCUGCAGGGGCUGUGUGGAAGGAAUAGAGAAGAAGCAGCUAUGGGCUCUUUUCCUCUGAAACCACAGGAUACGACCUCCAAGCAGUCAGGCAGCAGGGGACAUCAAGAGGUAGGAGGCCUAGAUAAGACUUCUCAGAAUGGAGGGGAGUUGCUUCUCAAGUCCGGAGAUCCUCACGUUGCCUACACAAGUGUUGACACCGAACACUACCCGCAACCCACUGAUGACAAUGGAGGAGGAGAAGAGGGAAGAGGUUGUGGAGGACUACGGGAAAACGCAAUUCUCUGUAAUGGGGUUAGCUUGUCAGGGGCAAAUAGUUCUGUGGUGGCCAAUAGCCAGUCAAUAGCUGCUGGUACAAGCAUCGAGGGGGCACUUUAUAGCUCUCCUCUUCCUCAGCAAGGGGUGGGGGCAUCAACUACAACAGCAGGGGCAGGAGCAGCCAUUAGUCUGGAAGGCUUUGAGGCUUCCUUUGGAAGCCAAUUCUCUGAUCUUAUCAAUGAUUUCAUCUCAGUUGAGGGGUCUGGAGGUGGGGUGGGGGCAGCUGUGACCGGGGUUCUAAUGCCUCAGGAGGGGGCGGCAGGAGAGGAGCGGGGCACGGGAGCAGGCCACCUGCAGGGCUCUGAGGUGGAGCAGGGAGCUCUGGGACUGCUCCAGGAGACUGGGAGGCUGUUUGGUGUGACAGACUACUCCCCAGAGUGGUCUUACCCAGAGGGUGGAGUGAAGGUGCUUAUCACAGGUCCGUGGUUGGAGUCGAGCAGUGAGUACAGCUGUCUCUUUGAUCACAUCAGUGUCCCUGCUGCACUCAUCCAGCCUGGGGUGCUGCGCUGCUACUGCCCAGCACAUGACACAGGACUGGUGAUGCUGCAGGUAGCUAUGGGCGGUGAUGUCAUCUCUUCCUCUGUGGUGUUCGAAUACAAGGCACGUGACCUUCCUGCCCUGCCAUCUUCUCAGCACGAUUGGCUGUCCCUCGAUGAUACCCAGUUCAGGAUGUCCAUCCUGGAGCGUCUGGAGCAGAUGGAACAGAGAAUGGCUGAGAUAACCAAUCAAAACCCCAGUUCAGAAACCAUGGCAACCAGGGAUGGAGGAUUGGAGGGAGGAGGAGCUACUGAUCAGCAAUCUCAAAUUUCUACUGAUCAAGGUUCGUUCGAAGGUCGUGUUGUGGUGGUUUGUGAGAAGAUGAUGUCUCAGCCCUGCUGGGCUUCGUCUAAUCAGCUCGUCCACAGCAAGAACUCCAGAGGAAUGACCUUACUGCAUCUGGCUGCAGCUCAGGGCUAUGCAGGGCUCAUUCAGACACUCAUUCGAUGGCGUACAAAGCAUGCAGACAGUAUUGACCUCGAGCUAGAGGUGGAUCCUCUCAACGUAGACCACUUCUCCUGUACUCCAUUGAUGUGGGCAUGCGCUCUGGGCCACACUGAGGCAGCAUUGGUGCUUUAUCAGUGGGACCCAAGAGCUCUGGCUAUUCCUGAUUCGCUUGGACGCUUGCCGCUCAAUAUUGCCCGAUCCCGGGGCCACACUCGAUUGGCUGAGCUCUUAGAGCAGCUGACUCCCCACGCUCAGAGCCAGUCUGCUGACCCUUGGAUGGACAGGUGGAGAGGAGAGUCACAGACCAGCAGAAUAACCAACAGCCCUACGUCAAACCCUAACUUAGAGCUGAGGAGAGGCAGGACGGAGAGCCAACCAGACAACCGGAAUGCGAACUGGAGCCAAACAGGACACCGAGCCCAGCAGGGAACCCAGGGAGAACGGGGAGGCCCACCCCCAGCCAAGAGACUCAAACCCAGCCCCGACACCCAGCAACAGUUAGCUAACUCAACCCCCGGUACCAACACCCUCUCCACCCUCCUCAACGCGUCUCUUAGUCCUAACCCUCAAUGCUCUCUCCUCCCCAACACUCUACAAACUCAACCCUCCAACCUUAGCUGUCAGAACGCACCUCCGGCCAGCUCCAGCCCUAAUCGACCUCAGCUCCCCAGCCCUCCAUUCUCCCACCUGCAGGCCAGGAUAGGGGAGUUUGGAGGGGGCAACAGCUGGAGUCCGAGACAGACUCUGGGGCAGCGUAGCCUAGCCAGGAGGAUUCUAGGAAAAGAACGACUGGCCAUUCACCUGCGCCAAAGGGUGCUGUGUGACAGGGGAGAGGAGACGGAGCUGCUGACCUAUCAGGAUAACACAGAGGACCUGCAGAUGGACAUUACGAUGCUUGCUGAUCACAUUGCGGAGGCUUCAACUUGUAGGCUUAAGCAGGAGGAAAUGGCAACUGAAACAGACCCCAGGAUCAGCGCUGAUGUCAAAUUACUGUCUGGUUACCUCGGUGAGGUGGAGAGGUUUCUAAACUCUCAGACUUCGAGCCCCAAACCAAACUCUCUCUCGGGGCCUGAGGAUCAGCAGAGUCCACAGGCUAAAGAAGCCCUACCCUCCCUCUCUGACUGGACCUCCUUCCUCUGUGCAGCUAUGAAAGAAGAGCGGUUGAAAAGUGACUCCUGCCUAGCCAUGACUGAGGCAGAGCACGGGGAGCUGUAUGAGACUAUCAGGCAUGCUCUACACUCCCUCAGAAAAAACAAGGGUCCCAUUCAGGAGCAACGUAAGGAGAUUGCAGCAGUGAUUCAGCGCUGCUAUAAGAGAUACAAGCAGUAUGCACUUUAUAAGAGGAUGACCCUGGCAGCCAUCCUGAUCCAGAGUCGUUUCCGGAGUUUCUAUGAGCAGAGGAAGUUCCAACAAAGUCGAAGAGCAGCGGUCCUCAUCCAGCAAUACUACCGCUCCUAUAGACACUCCCUUGGCAGCCUCCUGACAAAAAAACAGAACCAGGCUGCUCGCAAGAUCCUGAGAUUCCUGCUCCGAUGCCGCCACAGCCCCUUGAUGGACGCCAGACCGCUGAAACGGGGUGAAAGAGCAGAGAAAGGCCAAGGGUCCUGAGAGCCCACCUCUAGGCCCACAUGCAAAGCCCCCUCAGCCUGUGAGCAAUCUAUAAACCCAACCUGCCCUCCAUCUUCUUCCUUUAUUCCAUCCUCCCAAAAACUCGUUCCAUUUUCCAUCCCUAAACCCCUCUCCUGUCCUUUCCAUUUCUGCCCUUUCCUUCUUUCUCAUCCUAUCUUCCUUCUUCUUUCAAGAGGGCAAAAAACUCUUCCCAGACAGACUGAGGACAGGAAAGGUGUCCAUCAUGGCAGCUCAGACAGACAGACUGCUGGGUAGAGUCAAGGGACCUGGCUCCACCCACAGCACUGAUCCUCCUCCAGUUUCACUGGGAGGCCAUCACAUUAACCUCAUGGCAUUCUUUGCACUCCUCAUGGGUAUGUUUCUUUGCAAGAGCAAGUCGACGAGUCAGACAAGAGGGCACAAGGAAGCGCCUGGCGACGACAUCCUGACUUUCAUGGCAGCGUCUGGACAUGCUGGCUCAAGAUAAAAGCUACUUUGACAUGCAUAAAAUAUACAAACUCUGUUGGAUUUUGUAUCCAAACAGUAAUCCAUGAAAGAAUAAGACAACAUAAACCAAAAAACUCAUUUCUGUGUUGCAUUUGCAUGCAAGGUUUUUUCGCUUAUUCCUCCUCUCCAUCACCCUGAAGAGCUAUAGUGGCAAAUCAUUCUGCUAAUUCAGUAUAUCACAGUAUCCCCAAACACUCUGACUCACAGGCUUACAAACCUAUUAAUCUGUCACCCGAUCAAAGAGGAGGAACUGCACUUGAAUGUAAGAGGGGCAUUGUUAGAUAAGGGUUGGGGUCUGAAAAACGAUGUCUUAAUUUGUUACAUGGACUUUGUAUGGAGUCGUUCUCAGAGGCAGCACUUUGCUCGCCUGAAGUGGUGUGUCCGUGUUUGUUCAAUGCAUGUGUUUGAGCUAUGAGCUCCUGCAUGCUUGCCAAACUGCUUUAGUGUUGUUUAUUUUGUAUUUCUAUGUGUAGUUGUGUCUCACUUAUGUCCUCAUCGACUUAUCCUUGCCCUGUGUAAUGUGAACUGUGUAAGGACAAAUGACUUAUUUUGGGUGCUUUUUUUAAACUUUAUUUAUUUAUUUACGGUUCUGAUUAUUUAUUUAAUUGGCUCAAGAGUGGUUCAGCUUGAGACUGGUUUUCCCCCCUUGUGUGGUAAAAAAUGACAUGUCCCAAUGGUUAAAUGUCUCUUGUUAGUUUGUUCUUUGCGUGAACCGCUAAAUCCUAACUGCGGUUUUGAAGAGAGAGUCACAUACCAUUGCCUUGACUUCUUGACUCUGAGAGGUCUCUAUGCUUGCUCUGUACAGGACAUGGGUCAUAUAUCUGCCCCUAUACAGGGCAUUGGUCCCCAUACUAGCCUAUAUGGGCAAUCAAAUCCAUAUUUUGGACUAUUGCAUAUUCCUGUAUAUAAACUGACGAGGUAAGGGAAUACAAGGACCCUGACACUUUUUCAUAAGAGGACUGUAUUUAAGAUUAUAAAUUAUUUUACUCCCAUAAUGAGAAUUUAAGACAGACCUGGGUACACAGGAUGGCUGUAUUGCUUGUAAAUAUUGUAAAUAUUACAAACGGAAUAAUGUGCAUGAGAUUUAAGACAAAAAGAAGAUGUUAGUGGCUAUGGACUGUGAGAGGAUUUUAACUGCUUCACUUUAAGAGUAUCCAGUAUAAGUGUUACUGAAAAGAACAUUUUGUUAAAGCAUGCAACUGAAAAAUCUAAUGUUAGAAUUGUAAGUGGAAAAAGAAACAACAAUCUUUCAGACAAAACAUUUACAUUUUGUGCUUUUGUUUCUUGGCUAGCAAAAAUUAAACCCUUUUUGCCAGUAGUGCCAAUUAUUAUGAAUGCUAUUUUGCGGAACAAUAUGUUAUGUUGGCGAACCCAACACCCAAAAGAUAUCAGUAAGAUCCACAGAGGCAAUAAACCUCGUAAGAGAUCUCGUACUAGCAUAGACAAGCUUUGGGGUUUGUCUAAGGCAAACGUAAGUGUAGACAACCAUGAUGCAAGUAUGAAAAUGAUACUAAUGGUGAUGAUAAUGGUCAUUGUAAUAUGAGUACAAUGAAUGAUGACCCAAAACGGGGAGAGGGCGCUACAUUAUUUAACAAUGUGGUUGUGCUUCAGCAACAUAUUAGCUUUUAUUAAGACCAUUAGUCACACCUGCAGAGGACCCAGCCUGGCCUCAAGUCAAAGCUUUCCAUCUUUAAACAGAAUGUCUCCUUUCCCCGCUUUUAUCAUAUCAUUUGGUUAUGUUUUCUUUUUCUCCCCAUUUUCACUGCCAUUAUGAUACAACAUGUACUUUUGACUUCUGGAAAGCUCUGUUUAGAAAGUGCCUGCUCAAUAACAGAAAAGUGCAAGCUAAUAUCAGGAAAUAUCUAUUGUAUGUCCUCCAAAAGGUUGCCAGUUACCUGUUUAUUUUCCUAAAUUGUGUGUUAAAAGUGAACUUGACAGUGUUUAACUUGAUCUGAGUCUAAGUAAGAAGCUCUAAUUUGUCAGUGGUAUGAAUGAAUGCUCAUGGCCUGAUUGACUCUGUGUUUUGCUUUAUGAGAUAAACCAGUAAUUACAGUAUCACUUCAUGCCCCACUUGUGUGUCAGUUUUGCAGAAUUAUAGGUAUUAUUAUAUUAUAGGAAACCCAUCAGCCUCUGUGUAUGAAAGGCAUUGUCACGAGUCUAUUCAACAUCCUGCUCGCUGUUGGGAAGAUGAUGUGUUUUCUCACAAGGACUCACUUUCUCUGUCAUUCUUUAAAGGAAUUAUCUUGCAGCAUUUAAACAAAAGCAUUACCCGACAGUUUUUCAGAGGACAAAAUAGCUGUCACUUCUUCAUUUUCUUUCUCUCUCACACUUAUGUGCGCGAACACACAUUAACAGUACACAAAUGUACACGUUCAGAAACAGCCACACGCUAUCUCUCUGUACUUAUGUCUUUGGGAACAAGUAAAUCUCUCCCUUAGAUUUUACUCAGGGUUGAAGAUCAGAGGGAUGGUAUGUGGAGUGUGAUGAUUGCUGAAACAGAGUUGUACUUCUGCUGAUGAUCGUGUACAUUUGUGUGUGCAUAUGUAUAUGUAUGUAUUUGUGUAUGUUAAGGAUACUCCAGCUGUUCAUUCACUAACCUAUAAUUUUCAAAUGUUCAAUUCCUGUUCUUGAUUGAUGCACUCAAGUGUGAUGCUUCAUCAAGCUGCCUUUGCAGAAAAUUUUCUACAAGAAACUCCAAAUCCAGUAUUUUAUAGGAUCUUGUUUGAAGAUUAUAGACUAAAUUGAAGGCAAGUAAUAGGUGUUAUUUCUAUUAAAAUACGCACAGGAUUCUUGAUACAAAUAGUUCUUAAAUAACAAGUGGGCAAUGGCCAUACAUCAUCUCAAUUGCCUUAAGUAAAAAAACAAAAGUCAAGGGAUCGUAUAUUCACAAUUGGACGGGCUCUGUUAUGCGUGUUUAACAUGUUUUCUGAAUCUCCAUCAUACUGAGAGACAGCCACGGUAAGGACUGUCAGGAGCAUUUGUGCUAACAAACAUCCUCUUAAACUGCGCCCACUCUCACAUCAGCACACUCCGGUCAUAAAGAACACUGCUUCUGGCCUCCUUUUACAUAUAAAUAUAUAUUAUAUAUAUAUAAACACACAUACACACAUACAGUCAGAUAUACACAUAGGUCAGCAAAUGCGCUCAUCAGCACACAGAAUACACAUACACAUGAAGCAGAUCAAUAUGUUCAUGUUUUUGGAGAGGAUGGUGACUGUAAAAAGAGUAUAUAGAGUAGAAGAAGUUUAAAAAAAUUAUAACACUAAGAAAAAUGCCAUAGUAGACAACUGGUAGACAUGCGCAGAGAUGGCCUCUGUUCUCAUAAAUCUGCCUAUAAAUGAAUGGCAUAACCUUUCAGGCCUUGUUUUGAGAGGGUGUGGCCAAACACCACAUUGCAUGCUAGAAUGGUAGACCGUCAUAGAUAAUCUAUGGUUAGACCUCUCCUCGCCUUCUUCUUAUUUCACUCUCUCUCAUUUCCUGCUGUAUUCCCACCUUGCCUGCUAUUGUGUUCUCCAUGCCAAUCUCAGUCUUUCAUUCCUCAUUUAUUUUUUGUAGCCUAGUUUUUUAUUUAUUUGUUUUACAAACGUGCAUGCACAAGCAUCACUAAAUUGUUGAUGUUUUUAAAAGAAUAUUUUGUUGCUGAGGCCAUGCAAAGUGUUUUGAAUAUUGCCCUUAUAUGUGGAAAAUGUCUUCUGAAUGCUUUACAUAAUUUCUGCUGUAAAAUGAAAUCAGAAUAAAAAAGAAAAUUUGCACUUUAA